AUCCAACAUUUUCAUUAUGGCUCUGAAUUACCAAAAAUCUUUGCAAGUUCGACAAGGUUAGAGCGAUCACAGAAUGGAGAGUUAUGGUUAGGCGAAACAACAUUCUUAGUAGAUUCAUAUAAUAUUAUUGGAUCAACUACCGUUUGGUUUCAAGAUACUCCAGAACCAACCGAAUAUUAUCAAUUCUAUGUUAAGGAAAUAUUGUAUAGUUAUGAAGGCCGUUGGAAAAUAAGAGACAUCAAAUUACAGCAUCGGCACCCAAUUGAGUAUACCCAAAUUCCUGCUUCUGCUCCUCAGGAU
This is a messenger RNA of Racocetra fulgida, 300 nucleotides long. The record is from the annotation of a GenBank genome assembly. NCBI's taxonomy places the organism in Eukaryota, Fungi, Glomeromycota, Glomeromycetes, Diversisporales, Gigasporaceae.